Rotaria sp. Silwood2 is the source of this 420-nucleotide messenger RNA. The record is from the annotation of a GenBank genome assembly. NCBI's taxonomy places the organism in Eukaryota, Metazoa, Rotifera, Eurotatoria, Philodinida, Philodinidae.
AUGACAUUAAAAGAUUUUGAAUGUCAAUCAAGUGUUCUUCUUGGAGAAUGUAUAAAUCUUCUUGUCCCAUUCUUUUUCUCAUUUAUUCAUUCUUCUAAUCCAAAUGAUACUGAACGUAUUCUUGAAAUUUGUCGUGAAAUCACCUCAUGUCGUACUACAAUCAAUGAACUCGAAACAAAAAUUGUUAGUUAUUUACUUAAAUUUCUAUAUGAACAAUUACAUCAAUAUAAAAUUAAUCAAUUAAAACAACUACGAGCAAAUGAUCAAUUUAUACAAAAAUUAUUUAAUUAUUUAUCUGCACAUGUUAAUCAACCAAGUGAUGAACAUAUAUUAACACAAGUUAAAUAUGAAUAUGGCCAACAACAAAAAAUUAUUCAGAACAGUCAUAAUACUUCAUUUCUACCAAAUAAUAAACAUUAA